AUGAAUAGAUUUGCGAAGUGUCUAGCAAACUAUGUCCCCCUUACUCCUCUCACCUUCAUUAAGAGAGCCUCCGUCGUUUAUUCCAACCGCACUUCGGUCAUAUAUGGCAAGGUCCGUUUCGAAUGGAGCCAAACUUAUGAACGCUGCCGCCGUCUUGCUGAUUCUCUUCGCUCCCUUAAUGUUGUCAAAAAUGAUGUUGUAUCAGUACUGGCACCAAACAUACCGGCUUUAUAUGAGAUGCAUUUUGCAGUUCCAAUGGCAGGCGCGGUGCUAAACGCAAUAAAUACAAGACUAGAUGCUAAGAGUAUCGCCACCAUUCUUCGCCAUUCUGAAGCGAAGGUCUUGUUUGUUGACUAUGAGUACAUUCCUAUAGCAUCAGAGGGGCUUCGGUUGUUGGUCUCUGGUUCAGAAAAGCCCGACAUUCCUCUAGUUAUAGCGAUUGAUGAUAUUGAGAAGCCCACUGGAGUCCGUUUUGAUAAUAAGAUAGAGUAUGAGCAAUUGAUAGAUGAUGGUAACCCGGACUACCAAGGUGAAGAUCUUGAAGACGAGUGGGACGCGAUUGCUUUGAAUUAUACAUCUGGAACCACCUCUGAGCCUAAAGGGGUGGUUUAUAGCCACCGUGGUGCGUUUUUGAGCACUAUAAGCUUGAUUCAAGGUUGGGAAAUGAGUACCGAGCCGGUCUAUUUGUGGUCACUUCCAAUGUUCCAUUGCAACGGUUGGACGUUUACUUGGGGUGUAGCGGCUAGAGGGGGUACAAAUAUUUGUAUACGCAAUACGAGUGCAGAUAUGAUGUAUACUUGUAUUAAAAACCAUAAUGUGACGCAUAUGUGUUGUGCCCCGGUUGUAUUGAAUCUUCUUUUAAACGCAAAACCAAAUGAGCGUCGUGAACUCACCUCUAAGGUUAACAUACUUACUGGAGGGGCGCCUCCGCCUGCAGCUCUAUUGGAGAAAAUGGAAGGUCUUGGAUUUCACAUAGUUCAUGCCUAUGGCCUCACUGAAGCCACAGGACCUGCACUUGUAUGUGAGUGGCAAUCCAAAUGGAAUAUGCUAGCUAAAAAUGAGCAAGCUAGACUAAAAGCUCGUCAGGGCGUAAGUAUACUUACACUUGCAGACGUAGAUGUCAAGAACAAGCAAACCAUGGAGAGCGUUCCACACGAUGGUAAGACAAUUGGGGAAAUCGUGCUACGUGGAAGUAGCAUUAUGAAAGGGUACUUAAAAGAUGAAAUGGAGACUGCGAACGCGUUUCAGAAUGGUUGGUUUUUUACUGGUGAUGUUGGAGUCAUCCAUAGUGAUAGUUAUAUUGAAAUAAAAGAUAGAUCAAAAGAUGUGAUCAUAUCAGGAGGAGAAAACAUUAGUAGUGUGGAGCUAGAGUCUGUUCUUUUCAAACACGACGCAAUAUUGGAAGCGGCCGUGGUGGCAAUGCCUCACCCGAGAUGGGGAGAGAGCCCUUGCGCGUUCGUCGUGUUGAAAAAAGCGUGUGACGUAACUGAACCCGAUAUUUUGGAACAUUGUUUAAACAAUAUGCCAAAAUAUAUGGUACCAAAGAAAGUAGUAUUUGUUAAAGAGUUGCCAAAAACAGGAACAGGUAAAGUCCUAAAACAAGAGCUUAGAAAACUGGCAAAAGCUUUUUAG
Erigeron canadensis is the source of this 1632-nucleotide messenger RNA. Its product is annotated as trans-cinnamate:CoA ligase, peroxisomal-like. The transcript has 2 exons. Bases 1 to 1632 code for a protein of 543 amino acids. The record is from RefSeq and is a predicted model, not a curated record. NCBI's taxonomy places the organism in Eukaryota, Viridiplantae, Streptophyta, Magnoliopsida, Asterales, Asteraceae.